GACCGGGCCAGACUGUUGAUUCCCUGAGUUCACACAGAACAACAGGGUGUCUAACUCCUCAGGUCCUCUUUAAUUGUUCUGAUGGUCUUUAACUCUACAGCUGUCUUAGAAGCGGAAAAGGAAGCAUCUGCUGUGGAUAUAACGGAGACACAGACGUGUGGAGCAUAAAAAUGAAGCUUCUUGUUGGGACUCUACUCUUGGUCUCUGUCCUGCCCUCCUUCGGAAGCGUCUCUCCGUCUCCUUUUCAGGGCAGGUCCACCCAGGACGAAUGUGUCAGCAUGUCGUUCCGUCUACGAGCCUUUCGGCUGGUGACAAAUUGUAACUUUACCACUCUGAAAGAGAAGCAAGUGAAGGAGAUCCAGGCUCCAACAACCAACCUGUACCUGCCAAUCAUGUACCUGGUGGCCUUCUGUGUUGGUCUGCCCACCAACCUGUUAGCUCUGUGGGUUCUUGUUUUUCGGACAAAAAAUCUACCAUCAACCACACUGCUCAUCAACCUGACUGUGGUGGACUGCUUGCUGUUGCUGGUUCUGCCAUUUCGAAUUGUUUACCAUUUCCGAGGGAACCACUGGGACCUGGGUGAGCCUUUAUGCCGGACAGUCAUGGCCAUGUUUUACGGAAACAUGUAUGGUUCAGUCUGGUGCCUAGCCCUAGUGGCUCUGGAUCGAUAUAUAGCUUUGGUUCACCCUUUUGAUGCAAAGAUUUUGCGCAGCCAGAGAUUAUCUCUAUAUAUGUCCGGGGUGGUGUGGGUGGUGAUUCUAGCUGCUAUGUUGCCACUGCUGCUGUCACAACAGACCUACCCGCUGGACGACCCCAAAAUCACCACCUGCCAUGAUGCUUUGCCCGAGAAUGAACAAGAGAACUUCUUCCUUCCAUACUUCGGCACGCUGUUUGUUUGCGGCUUCCUGCUGCCGUUCAUUAUCGUGCUGUACUGCCACAGCGCUGUGCUGCGCACCCUGCUGGCUAAAGGCAAGCGCUACAGUUAUGCCAUCAGGAUUACAGCUCUGGUGAUGGUGGUCUUCAUUCUGUGUCUGCUGCCUAGUAACCUCCUCCUGCUCCUGACCUACAGUGAUACCAGCCUGGCAGAAGAUGAUGACGACCUCUACGUCCCCUACAUGAUCAGCCUGGCGGUCAGCACCUUCAACAGUUGCAUAGACCCCUUCAUCUUCUACUUUGUGUCCCCAGAGUUCAGACAAAAGGCCAAAAGCACUCUGUGCAGUCUCAGUGAGGAAGAAGUCACAGCAUCCUCUCAGUGGAACCACGGCACCUCGUCAGCAGAACAGAGAUCAGAGGUCACCCUGGUUUCAAUGACAUGUAGAAAGGAGACCUCUGAUGCAGCAGUUAGAUGCAAACAGGAAGCAAUAGUCGUCUGACUGCUGACGUCAACACUUGUCACACUCUUCACCAUAAAGGCAGUAUUAAUUCCUGGGUGGUUCUGAUCCGAUCAGCUGAUUGUUUAACAUUUUAUAUGUUUGCUGUUGUGUAUUUUCUUUUUAAACGUUAUAAACUUACAAUGUUUAUCUAAUAAAACAUAGAAAAUGUGGACUGGUUCAGGAUUCCACUGGUUUAUUGUGCUGCAUCAUAAAGCAGCAUCAGAACAUGAAAUAGUUUUAAAUAUUAUCAGCAGUGGUUCAGUUUAACAAGUUUUGUUGGAAGCCCAUCUGCUUGUAUGACUCCAGAUGAAGAGGAUGGAGGUUAGUGGUUUCCAUGAAGUCCUCAGGAAGUUUAUCUUUUCAGUUAAAGAGACAGGAAGCUGCUGUCAUUGGCAGCGGCGCUACUUUGUCAGAACCAACAUGAGCUUUAUAUUCUUUUCAAAUAUGUCUCCCCGGUCGCCAUCCGCCGUCUCUCAGUAUUCACAUUAGAGACCACUUUUACAGAGUUUAUUUUCAUUAAAAUUACCUUUGAGCUCAAUUGGCCUUAAUUCUGGAAGAGCUCUGAUCCAAAUCUCUCUGGAAUUUUAUCUGUGGAGACACAAAGUGACCUCUGUUCAACUUCUACAGCCACGGGUCAUGUUUCCAAAACAUAAAGGUUCCUACAUAAUACCUUCAAAAUCACCAACUAGUUGGUUUUUAAAAUAAAGCUCCACAUAAAUUACAUUUAGACCUAAUUCAUUAUCAGUCCAACUUUAUUUAAACUGCAUAUGAGAACCCAAUUCACAGAUGCUGUGGUUCAUAAUAAUUUGGUUAUUUUAUAGUGUAAAAAAAGCAACAUAGUGGGGGUGUUUUCUUAUGAUGUCAGCUGUUUAGGGUAAUUCCAGUGUGUAUUAGGGCCAAGCUAGAGAUUUUUUUUUAUUCAAGAAUAAAGCCAUAUUUCCUCAUGUCUCAUAGUAACCUGUCUUAUUAUCAUCUAACUUGAAGUUAUAUCAAGGCAGCAUUAGCCAAAGAGCAGGUGGGUGAGAUGAGUAAUAAUUAGAGACCAGCAGAUGAAUGAAAUGAACAGUUAAGGUCAGCUAUCAGGGCAGAUCAUGACAUAAUGAGAAUGGAACGAAAGUUAGACUGACAAAUCAAUAAUGCAUAAAGAGCAUAGUAUAAACUCACUCUAAACAAAUGCAUUUUUCAUUGUGACUUAAAGCAACCUAGUGUUUCAGCAAUUUUACAGCUUUCUAGGAGUUUCUAGAGCAUAAGAACAAGUUAUGCAAAGUAGAUUAGAACCACCUAAGGGGUCCGAGGGAUUGAAUCCCUGACAAGUCUGUAAAGUAUUUUGGAGCUGGGCAAUUCAGUGGUUUAUAUACUAAUGUAAAUAUUAUUUUAAAGUCUAUUCUCUGAGAUACAGAGGCUAGAAACACAAAGUUAGCACUGGUCAUGUGCUCCACUCUCUUAAUUUUGGUGAGUAUGCUGGCAGCAGCAAUCUCGAUCAACUGCAGCUGUCGGAUUAACUUUUAGGCAGACCUUCGAAGACACUGUUGCAGUAAUCAA
This is a messenger RNA of Cyprinodon variegatus (sheepshead minnow), 2915 nucleotides long. Its product is annotated as coagulation factor II (thrombin) receptor-like 3. Gene Ontology annotation, biological process: positive regulation of Rho protein signal transduction; blood coagulation; phospholipase C-activating G protein-coupled receptor signaling pathway. Gene Ontology annotation, cellular component: membrane. Lineage: Eukaryota; Metazoa; Chordata; Actinopteri; Cyprinodontiformes; Cyprinodontidae. The transcript is spliced from 2 exons. Gene Ontology annotation, molecular function: thrombin-activated receptor activity. The record is from RefSeq and is a predicted model, not a curated record. Bases 171 to 1373 code for a protein of 400 amino acids.